GUGAAAGGACGUGCGCGGUGUUCUAAAUCAAAUCCCCUUAUCAUACUAGUACGCUAAACGCUAUAAACAUUUUCUUUGAUUAUCAAGUUUCGUAUUUAAUUAAUACAGUGUUAUUGGACUGUGCUGUUUCAGUACUUUUCUCUUUCGUAAAAUUUUCAUUCUAGGAUUAAAACAUUUUUUUUGCCGUCAAGAUUUUGAGUGAAUUGUGCUAAAUUGAGAUGACUGUUGACAGAAUUGACAGAUAAGGAUGACUGGAGUUAAUCAUUCUGAUUAUAUAAUUGAUUUCUUAAAAAUGACGACAACGCCUUGCAUCAUAAAACAUAUUACGGAAAAAGUAUAAAAUGAGAAAUAGCUUCACGCAACCAAAGAUAGUGCACAUAAUAUGAUCUAAAUGCCUUAUUCAAAAAAACAGUGCGCUGCUGGUCGCAGGCGCCGACUAUGUUCGACUCGACUAAAGGCGCAUUGCUAGUAGCGCCAUCUCUGUCUAACAGCUCGUGUUGGCCCAAUGGAAAAGGUUGGCCGUCGACAUUUCCAGCGACGGAAGAUAUACUGAAAGCCUUUUUCAUUUUUGCCUUGUCUAUGGCAAUUGUUUUUUGCAAUUUGGUACUUAUUUGCGUGUUAAAUAAUCGCAGGUAUAUAAAGUAUAUUGACAAUCAGCCAAGGUAUUUACUGACUUCUCUGGCGCUGAACGACUUAUUUACUGGAAUUCUUAUCGCCCCCGUGGCUCUCUUGCCUGCGCUGUAUAAGUGCUGGCCUUACGGCGAAAUAUUUUGUCAAAUACAGGCGCUUUUAAGGGGAGCUGUGAGUCAACAAAGUGCUGUUAUUCUAGUUUGUAUGGCGAUAGAUAGGUACUUGUAUCUGCUACAUCCAAAUACUUAUCAUAAACACUCCAGUAAAAAGGGUUGCGUUUUAAUAAUAAGUAUAACUUGGAUUCUGUCAGUAUCUCUUUUUGCCAUUAUGGUUCUACCUCGAACAGGAUAUUAUUUCAAUUCAACGGGUUUGAUGGCAUGUGACGUAUUUCACAGUAGAAUUGCAUUCAGAAUUCUAGCUUGUUGUGCGUAUUAUUUUCCAACAACAAUGGCGCUGAUGUAUUGCUAUGGAUCAGGUUUUCAUGUUAGCAAAACAAGAAGUAAAUGUAAUCAAGAUCCCAGACCUAAUGGUGUUCCAGUACCUUGCAAUAAAAAUCACAGUGAUCUAGAAACUAUUCAAAUUCAGACUCCAGUCAGGCCGCAUAGCGUGAGUACAUCUCGUACAAUGGCGGCAAUGUCUCUAGGAUUUAUAGUAAUGGUAACUCCGGCCACUAUACAAGAAGUAGUAGCGGCAUGCACGGGUUGUAAGGUACCACCAUCGUUAGACUUUAUUGUCACAUGGUUAGCUCUUAGUGACAGUUUUUGGAAUCCGUUCUUAUAUUGGCUAUUAAAUAGUCACUUUAGGAGAAUAAGCAAUGAGCUAAUUCAAUAUUAUCUAUGUUGCCGAAGAACUAAAUCAUUUCAAAGUUUUGAAAAACCGACUGGCUGUUGUGGGUCCCCAAUUACCUCAGAUGGACUACAUUCGAAAGGAGAGUUUGAGGGGCUUGGUGAAAAAUAUUGGGGAGAAAUUUUGGAACGGACAGUAUCCUCCAACUCUCUUCACGCAAUUCAGAAAGCUUGUCACAGAGACCCCAUGCGCUGUACUGGAUCAUUUAAAGGUUACCCGAGCGGAACUUGUAAGCAUGGAUCAAGAUUUUUUGACGGCUAUGGACCCACUGAUUAUAGACAAUUAGAUAGAUCUGCAUUUCAAAUCGAACCUUGCUCAAGACAAUGUAGGUUAAAAACAUCAGAUUUCUGUUUAUUUAGAUCUGGUCCUGGCCUUGAGUGUGGACGUUCCCGUUCCAAUCUUAGUUUGGACGAGGGAAACUUCAGCAAAAUUUGUAAUGGCAGGCAUCCAGAGUUGUGA
Messenger RNA from Vanessa atalanta (red admiral), 1935 nucleotides. RefSeq names its product trace amine-associated receptor 8c. Gene Ontology annotation, cellular component: membrane. Gene Ontology annotation, molecular function: corazonin receptor activity. Bases 439 to 1935 code for a protein of 498 amino acids. Gene Ontology annotation, biological process: neuropeptide signaling pathway. The record is from RefSeq and is a predicted model, not a curated record. Lineage: Eukaryota; Metazoa; Arthropoda; Insecta; Lepidoptera; Nymphalidae. The transcript has 9 exons.